AAGUGGAGGGAAUUCGAUGCGCGACCUUUGGCACUCUCCAGUGACGUCAUCACGCCUAUAAAUAGGCCGACAAUUGCAGCAUUUUGGAUAUUGUGUCAGCAACGCUCUGCGAAAUCACACGCACCUUCAAUCAAUCGUCAAUUGCGUUGCAAGCAACCUCUGAAAUCAUGUCUCUCCUUCCGUACAACUUCGGAGACUUCUCUGCUGCCCUGCCCCGACCCUGGGGAAUCAACCCCGAUGAUUUCUUCCCCCCAGCCAUGUACCCUGGCUUUGCCCCAUCCAUGGCCCUGCCUGGCUACGUUCGUCCUUGGCGCUUCACCAGUGGCCCUGAUAGCGGCUUCUCCAAAAUCAUCAACGACAAGGAAAAGUUUGAGGUCACCUUGGACGUGAAGCUGUACAAGCCAGAGGAAAUCACGGUGAAGAAUGCAGAAAAUGUCAUCACCGUGGAGGGCAAGCAUGAGGAGAAAGAGGAUGAGCAUGGUUUUGUCUCCAGACACUUCAAGCGCCGCUACGUGCUGCCCGAGAAUGUGGAGAUUGCCAAGUGCAAGGUGCAGCUUUCCUCUGAUGGCGUUCUCACCUUCAGCAUUCCCAAGAAGGCCUUGCCCGAUCCCAGCAAAAGCGGCCGCGUCCUUCCGAUCACCAAGACUGGGGUGCCUUCCGUGAAAGCUGCUGAGACCAAAAAGUAGGAGUUUCCGCACUUCCAACAACCCUUGCUCAAACUAAUCAGGUGUAAAAUUGGAGAAUAUAAUUGGUUUGCGGCCCAAUUAUUCAAAUGUUCAUCCAUCGAGUCUUGCAAUGUACUUCCAAUUUUUAUUAUUGAAAAUCAAGCCGUCAGGUUUAUUGUGAGGCUCAUUUCUGCCUCCAACUUUGUAGUAAUUAAAAACAAAAUUUAAUCAUAAUUUCCUUGUGCGCAAAAUAAAAUUCUAUGCAUUUGCUUUUUCUUGAUGGCUGAGUGAAAACUUUGUAAUGCAGAGAAUUGUAAGAAAUAAAAAUUAUUUUGUUUAUUGAAA
This is a messenger RNA of Neocloeon triangulifer, 1010 nucleotides long. Its product is annotated as alpha-crystallin A chain-like. The transcript has 4 exons. The record is from RefSeq and is a predicted model, not a curated record. Gene Ontology annotation, molecular function: protein folding chaperone. Lineage: Eukaryota; Metazoa; Arthropoda; Insecta; Ephemeroptera; Baetidae. The coding region runs from base 168 to 686 and encodes 172 amino acids. Gene Ontology annotation, biological process: protein refolding; response to heat.